Molecule: messenger RNA, 1010 nt
Organism: Bursaphelenchus xylophilus (pine wood nematode)
Lineage: Eukaryota; Metazoa; Nematoda; Chromadorea; Rhabditida; Aphelenchoididae
Source: the annotation of a GenBank genome assembly
AUGAAUGUGGCAAGGGUUCUGCGCCGGGUCGUCAAAUAUCUUACCGUUUUUGUGUUGCCUACGUUAACCACGGUAAGAAAGUCGUUUUAAAAAUAUGUAUACUGGCUGAGAAAAUUUUAUUUUUGUGUUUAUGUUGUAGUAGGCUCCUAGGCCAAAUGCUCGUAGUUUAACCCUUGUGUUUGCUUUUUUGGUGUACUGUACUGUAAAUUUCCAUUGUUUUUUUCAGUUCAAGCUCCUCGGAUAUGCAUUAUACGACGGCCACAUUGUUGAACACAGCAAAAUCGAGGAAUUUCUAUCCAAAUAUGCAAAUGUUGGCUACUGUGUUCUGGCUUCUUCCAUCUGCAUCAUGAUUUACAUGGUGUAUCACAGUGUAAAUUACUGUUUAAAUCAGGUAAUUUCGGAAGGAAAGGUUCGAAAAAAAAGAUUUCAGGGCCGAUCCGAGUGGUAUAAAGUGCAAUGUACGAAUCAUUAUCAAAAAACUUUCAACUUACUCCUCCACUCCGAGCUAUUUUACUUCGGAAUCUCGUUUGCUUUCCUUUUUUUGGUAAGAAUUUCUCAAAAUCUUUUGAAAAUCCCAAGAUUUUUCAGUUUUUCACUUUUGGCCAGACGAUUUAUGGCAAUACCCCCAACUUUUUCAUAUUUUUCAUCAUGUUUACUGUCUCCAACCUACUCUUGAUCAUUCUUUUAUACGAACUGGAGAUCACCAAGGGCUAUAAUUACAUAAUUUACCUCGAUUUUUUGCUCAUUUUCAACAAUUUUUUGAGUAAUUCGUAAGUUUCUAGUAAUUUUAAGCUGUUGUUGCGAUGUAAACAUCUUAAUUUUGCGUUUGCAGCCUUUUAUUAUGGACAGCGAAUCACGUAAUCCACAUCGAUCACUCGAUUACGUUCGUGAUUAUAUUAUUUAUCAGCUCCUUGAACAAAUAUUUGAUCAGCGAGAUGUUGAAUUCCUUUUUUCAACAGCCCAAACUGCCUGUAAUAUCUUCGGUAUCCGAUCAUUUACUACCUACAUAA